Messenger RNA from Cantharellus anzutake, 1134 nucleotides. RefSeq lists its product as uncharacterized. Gene Ontology annotation, molecular function: 3'(2'),5'-bisphosphate nucleotidase activity. Bases 1 to 1134 code for a protein of 377 amino acids. Gene Ontology annotation, biological process: sulfate assimilation; phosphatidylinositol phosphate biosynthetic process. Lineage: Eukaryota; Fungi; Basidiomycota; Agaricomycetes; Cantharellales; Hydnaceae. The record is from RefSeq and is a predicted model, not a curated record. The transcript has 3 exons.
AUGACAUUGUACGCGCUAGAAAGACAAGUGGCUAUAUCAGCGGUGACUCGCGCGUGCGCUCUCACUUCUUCGGUCUUCAAUAAACUGGUCAAGUCCGAAACCCUCACCAAGGAAGACAAGUCUCCAGUAACGAUCGCUGAUCUCUCAGCACAAGCGCUCAUCAAUACUAUCCUUGGAACCUCUUUUCCUGAUGACCCUAUUGUAGGGGAAGAGGAUUCGAGCGAUCUGAGAGGUGGUGGAGAAGCCCAGAGGGUGAUGCGAGAGCGAAUUACGGAAUUGGCGAAUGAUGCUUUGACAAAGCCAUUAAGUGGCGAGGAGAAAAAGGAGUGGGGGUUGGGUGACGCGAAGAGCACGAGCGAGCUUUUGGAUGCUAUCGAUCGAGGCAAUCAUGCAGGAGGGAAUAAAGGCCGCAUGUGGGCAGUCGACCCAAUUGAUGGGACCAAAGGGUUUCUUCGAGGGGAGCAAUAUGCAGUUUGCCUUGCACUUCUGGUCAACGCGCGUGUAGAAGUAGGCGUUAUAGGUUGCCCGAACUUACCUCUCACAUCGACUGCUCUUCCAUCUUCCGCAUUACCCCCCACAGAGCGCGGUGCAAUUUUCGUAGCCGUUCGCGGUCAGGGGGCCGAGUCCAGACAUCUUUCCAAUGCCUGGACGAGUCCAGGUACCCAAUUACGACUCUUUUCACCAUCAGGUGCCGGGAUCUUAGGGUCGGGACUAAGAUUUCUGGAAAGUGUAGACAGUGGACAUUCGGCGCAUGAUUUCAAUGAACGGGUUGCUAAACUGUUGGGAGUUACGAACCUGCCUAACAGAAUGGACAGUCAAGCUAAGUAUUGCGUAUUGGCAAGGGGUCUAGAGGGUGAAGGGAACGUGUAUCUGAGGAUGCCAGUGAAGGGCAAAAAUUAUAAGGAGAAAAUAUGGGAUCACGCUUCUGGAAACUUGCUGAUACAUGAAGCCGGAGGCAUCGUGUCGGACUCUUACGGCCGACCACUCAGUUUUAGCGAUGGGCGCACAUUCAAAGAGACUACAGGUGUUGUCGCAACUGGGAGUAAGGGAAUUCAUGAGAUUGUCAUUCAAGCCAUCCAAAAAGUCAUUGAACUUGAGGAGGCGGAAGCGAAGGAUGUCACAGAGAAAUUGUAG